CGCCCCGCGGCCGGGGCUAGGCCGUGCGGCGGCGGCGCCGGGGGAUGCUCGUGCUGGGCCGGGCCUCUCCCUUCUCAACUUAGGGCGGCGGCGGGCCCGCGCCCCUGGCUCCCAGGCCAUGGCGCUGAGGGAGCUCAAAGUGUGUCUGCUGGGGGAUACAGGUGUGGGUAAAUCAAGUAUUGUGUGGCGGUUCGUGGAAGACAGUUUUGAUCCGAACAUCAACCCAACAAUAGGGGCAUCUUUUAUGACCAAGACUGUCCAGUACCAAAAUGAACUACAUAAAUUCCUCAUCUGGGACACAGCUGGACAAGAACGAUUUCGUGCCUUAGCGCCAAUGUACUACCGAGGCUCGGCUGCAGCUAUAAUUGUUUACGACAUCACGAAAGAAGAGACAUUUUCAACAUUAAAGAAUUGGGUAAAAGAGCUUCGGCAGCACGGCCCACCCAAUAUUGUAGUUGCCAUUGCAGGAAAUAAGUGUGAUCUUAUCGAUGUAAGAGAGGUCAUGGAGAGAGAUGCCAAGGACUACGCUGACUCCAUCCAUGCAGUCUUUGUAGAGACAAGUGCGAAGAAUGCGAUAAACAUAAAUGAACUCUUUAUAGAAAUUAGUCGAAGAAUUCCAUCCACUGACGCUAGCCCGCCUUCUGGUGGAAAGGGCUUCAAACUCCGCAGACAGCCUUCGGAGCCAAAGCGGAGCUGCUGCUGACCGGGCCUCGGCCCCCCGGGCUUCCCGAUGAAGUAGGUGGUCCUGACAGGUCUAGGGAGGGCUAGGCCCCGCCUCCGGGGGUCGCCUGCCAGUCUUGGAUCUUCUUCGGGCAACAAGGAUUCACAGGAAUUGACCGGUUUCGUCUCCCCUUUGGAGACUGCAGCAAUAAUACGUCAGUCUGUGGACUUCCGUCCUGUAAAGAAUCUCUGUGUCCACAGGGACUGCAUCGUUGGCUCCUGAUCUUGCUGAGAAGGAAUGUACAGUUGUGUGGAUGGUAGGAUGAGAUCAUUGAGUAGCUUUGUAGUCAAGAUUCUAUGUCACAUUUGUAAAGGGAAAAUUAGCACUUUCGUGGUUCUUGAGGGGAAAAAAAAUGACCUUGUGGAGACAUUCCUUCCCUUGGUUUCCCAUUGCCACUGUUAGAGGGAGUGGUAGCAUUUAGAAUGUGUGCCGUUACCACCAUGGACGGAUGGCAGUUAUGAUCGUCUGAAGCUGACGUGGGUUGUUUCUGGGGCUGAUGGAGAGGCACCCACCCCUGCCGUCUCUGAUGCACUUUCCAUUGGGCGCAGCAGCCCAGGACCCUGUCGCACCUGUGUCCCCAGGCACGUCACUGUCACCUUUUUACGUAAGCUCUGACGAUCGAAAUGGUGGUGGUAGAGAGGCUGCCUGGAACAUGUUGAAUUGCAGAUUCAGUUUAAACUGACUAGCUAUGUUUUCCAAAAGAAGAGAGGAAGCCCAGAAAGUGGAGUAAAUGCUGUCCGUUUUUUAUUUAACCGAGCUGUCUUGGUGGGGGAAACAGUUAUCUGCCGCUUGCUUAGCACAUGUAAAGUUGUAGUCAUAUAUUUAUGAGACCACUGCUUACAGAUUAUAAAUUAUGUAAAUACAUUAAUAAAUUCUAUGUUUCGUUUAACACUCCAUUCACUCUUGUCCCCGGCCUGGCGCGCGCCCCCCAUUUCUCAGUCCGUGAGGUUCUUUGAAGCACGUUUACGUGGUGCAGAAGCAUAGAGCAUGUGGCUCCGGGUUGGCAAGGGUUUCUCUGCCUUCUCUCCCACCACCCCUCCCCUGCAGUCCCGUCUGGAAACCCCUGUGCAGACAGAUGCCGCUUGGAGAAGCCUGACUCAUCCCUCCUCGCCUCGGGGUACAGGACCAAGCUCCUGAGCCCACGUGAUUUACCUGGUCUUGGAAAUAAGCUGCUUCCAGCUUUCACAGCAGCCUCAGACCAACUCUUUGAAGAGCGCUUCUCUUGUUAAUAAUUCCGCGUCUCUUUCCCUUAUUUUCCCCUGCCUCUCUUAGUGGUUAACACUCUUUUCCCUCAGGGAGCCUAAUGAGCUUUUUAAUAUAAUCUAAAAAUAAAGCACUGAAGUGAAGUUGGUGAAAAUUUGUUCCUGGUCUAAUUUGGCACCCUUCCAACCUGAGUAUUGUAAGGGAAGGAAAUUUACAAGAUUAAAUAGGAAAUGAAACAGCUUGAAUUUCAAACCAAAUUGUGUUUUCAGAGCUAUCCUUAAACUGAACAGUCAAAACUUUUAAAAAUAAUGGUUAUUUGUUCAUGCCCCCCACUUGAUACGGUUAGAUUUUAAUGGGAAAAUUAUAACUCAGAUUAAGUGAAAAACAAUUCCCUUCCCCAUGGUGUAUAUCUUGAGCAUUUGGAAUUGUUUAUUCUAUUAUUGAAAUCAUAUAGAAGGAAUGUAGGUAGUGAACAUUCUCAAGUUGCUUUGUUUAAAGUGCGUAGGGACUGUCUCCUCCCCUGGCAUCUAGCUUUCCUCCCCAGUGUGAGAUUAGCAAGAUUUGGACAGCGUGCGUGAUUCCAGGGCCGGGCACUUCAUACCUAAGGGUGGUUAGGCUUUACUUCAUAUACAUCCAAAUGGACUGGCCAUCAGGCCACUGCCCUGGUUGGUCCCUGACAUUCCCACCACCAGGCCUCUGUCUCCAUGACAACAAAAUAAAAACACUCGACUUAGCAAGAGAUGAGGCGUGUGUGGCCCUUUCUUAUUUCACCAAAAGAUGACACAGAUCUGAUCUAUGACCUUGACUUUUUUUCCACCACAGCUGUCCAUCAGCGUGGCUGAUUUCAUGGUGUCGGGGUGCACAGGGAAGGUCGGGCAGCGUGCUUCCAUGCCUCUCUGGUGGGUGAGGCCUCCCCUCCAAGCGUCUCUCACCCCAUUGUGACGUGGGCUGCACAGAGCCCAGCACAGUCCAUCCUUCAGCCCCCGCAGCUGCCGCCUUCUCCUGAUCCUCGUGGUCCUUCUCACCUGCUCCCCACGUAGUUCGGGGGCCUCUCUUGCCCUCGUUUUCCUCAGUCUGUCUCGGAAAUCACUGUGGCUCUGUACCUCACAUGAUGUCUUCUUAAUACUCAACAAUAACAACGGCACCUUGCUCUCUCAGAAUCCAUAAUCCAUACUCGAUGAGAACAGGGGAAUAGAUGUUUUCCUUUACCUUGUUUGCUUCUAAAGCACAAGGAUGGAUAUUAACAUCAGAAGCAGUGUUUUAUUUUGAGCCCACUUUGGAUUAUUCACCUGAGUAAACAGUGAUUUAAUACAUGUUUCAUACAUCCUUUAUUCUUACUUCUUAUCAUGAGAAAAAGCUAGCUCGUGAAGGAAUUGAGACACAGCCCACCUAUAAAAAUCUGCUUUCAGUUCUCUUAUGACGCAGGGCCAUCUUUAAAAACUUGGGGGACUGAAAAGAGAAAAGCCAUUCAUUAGCUCUGAGUGUCUGUUGAUUCCUCUCAGAGAAAUGAAAAUCAGGUCUUUGCUGACGUCCAGUCCUAGGAACCAGUGAUCUCCAGAACUCUUGUUUCACACAAGUGUUUUUCUGAUUCUGUGAUAACUCAUUAAUUAUCAUUUGGUGAUUAAAAGAACAUAAAGGGGGAGUAUGAUUAAGUGUCCUUCAUCUUAAACUCUCUUUAAGAAGUGAUUAAGGAGAAGUACCUACUGCAGGUCCUUCUGGUUCUAAAUGAAACCUCCAUCACCUGCUCUUCAGCCACAGUCAGGCCCACGUGCUACACGUUGCAACGGAAAGGUUUGGUUCCUGUAAAAUAACUCACUUCCUUGUCACCCAUGUAUGAUUUUGUGGGAAGUGCCUGCCCCCCAUUGUAUACACACUUGCUGGGUGCCUCCUCACAUCUGAGAGGACUGGACCCUUUGUGCCAGAGGCUCCAUCUCUUAAGUGGGCCGGUGUCCUUCUUGAGGCGAUCAGGUUUUGUUAUUUCUACAUGUGUAGAAAGGGAAAGAAAACCACAUUUACUUCCAGAACUUCUCUUUACGUUUUUGUAUUUAUUUCUUUUCUGUUCUCAAGAAGGAGCAUAGGUCUGUGAGACCUUCUAAAUUAAACCCUGACAGAGUAAUGAAAACAUCCUCAGAUGACAUUGCAUGGCUUUCCUGGAGACGUCAGACCAGCGUAUCCAGACUGUUACAGCAUCACAUUAAAAUGGGCAAGUUUAAUUGAGACAGCAGUACACUAAUUGGCAUGUCAGCCUCAGAGCUUGAAAAGGCAUUUGUUCACUGUUAAAUGCAUCCUUCAUGGUCUGAGAGUACGUUUCAAAAGAGGUUAUGUAAAUUCUUAUAAGCAUCUUUUCACUCUUUUUUUUUUUUUCCAGAACACACUGAGAACGUGAUUCAUGGCCCCUUAGUAUAUAAGAAAUAACGUGUGCAGCAUGUUAUAUAUAUGACAGACGAGACCCCCAUACAUUCAGAUGUCUCUGCAAGAACCUGUAUAAGCAGUGAGGAAACUUUUCCCCCUCUGGGAAAAGUCACUGGAAUUCCCUUCACUCUCAUCUAUACUAGAGACCCACUGUAGAACAUCUGGGGGUAAUGACAGCCCACAGACUCAGGCUGCCUUCCCUCUCUCAACUCAUUAAGCUACAAAUGUUCUCCCCCAUCUCCGUAAUGAAAGUUAAACGACAGUGAUAAGCUGGAGAGUGGAAACCUGUGAAAAUCCUUCCUUAUUUAAAUUUGUUGUAAAGGGACGAGCAGCAUGACUUGUCUGCAGGAGAUCGUCUCCCUCUUUAAAGUUAGUAUUUUUUAAAAGAAGAAAUAGGGUGUACCUUCAGGGGUCGAGCAGUGACCAUAGACCUGCUCUCACUUACACAUGGUCCAUCAAAAAUGUUUCAAUGAUUCAGAGUAAUGUUUAGGAGAUGUGUACUAACUCCUAUGGUACUGUGAUUAAAAAAACAGUCCAAGCAACAGAAUUAUCCAGGAGAUAAACACGAUGCUGUAUGGUUUUAGCAGAGGGAAGUGGGGGUAGAAUUUGGCCUUGGACUGAAAGAAAUGACCCCUGCCCAUUUCUCUUGACAACAGGGUUACUUGUCUCAACUUCCAGUAAUAGAAAUCCAGGCAAUGUGAUCAUCCGAUUUGCAAGAAACAUUAGUGAAAUUCUGGGACAUUUGUCCUGUUUUAUGUGCAAAUGAAAGUUCAAAAAAAAAUUAAGAAGGUGUUACAUUUUUCAGGAGCCUCCACUUUUUCAGUCCAAGAGGAUGAUAUGUGAGUGACCUGUUAUGAUGAAGUUUCAUUAGACAUAAUGAAGAAAGGGAAUGAAUAGAACCAAGAAUCUCCUUAUUUCUGUUUGUCCUUCAGGAUUCUCUUAGCAUAUAAGGAAAAUGAUUUACCCUCCAAAUCUAGAAGGACUUCCAGAGUCAUAGAUCAACUUUAAUUUUUGGUCUGUACCAUCAGAAAUAACUAAUGUCUGUGUUCCUUCCUCUUAGAGCAUAAUCAAUUCCAGAUAGGUUAGAAUAUGUGUGGCUUCCAAACAAAAGGAUUCAGAAGUUUAAUAAAAAGAAAAGUCUUGAAUCUUCCAUCUUUUCCUUUUAUUACCUUCAACAUUUUAAGUAGAUAGUAAGAUUAGGAUCUAUCAUCAGUAGAUACUAGAGUUAAAACCAUGGAGUCAACAAAUUUAACCGAAUUUUUUUUUUUUUAAUUCAUUGCCAGUUCAUUUUCAGAUCAGUGUGGAUGGUCCUGGAGUCCAGUGCCUCAUCAAAAUGCUUCAUAAUGGAAACAAAUAAAAUUCUGGAUAGCUUUCCAUGAGCGGGAGUUCAAGUGCCAAGAAUUCAGCUAGUUAAUGGGAAAUCCUCAGAUAGUACUGAUUGCUUUUUGAAAGCGCCUUCUCUAAAUUGUUAGUUUUAAAGUGUAGACCUUAAUCAUCUUGUUAAUCCUGCAAAAGAAACAAAACACACUGGUUUGAUGCAGCUUCUUGAUUUGGGGAACUUCAUGUUUCCGGAAGCGAAUGGUUUAAUGCAAUACUGAAGAAGAAAUCCAUCUUUAAAACAGCAUUUCACACACAGAGCCAGUAAUCUUCACUCAGAAUUAAAAUUGUUCAGAAAGCACCCACCUUUCAGGUCACAGAGAAAAGCCCACCACCCCUUCUUCCACGAGGCAAGGCCAAAGCCCACAUUGAGCACCCAGCUGCCAUGGGGCAGGCCAGGGCUACAGGGAACACGCCCCCCCUCCCCCCAACUUCAGAAAUAGUCAGCAGCCCAUUAUUUCACGUUGGAGCUUAACAAUUAAUCGUUACUGAUUUUUUCAUGAAAUUUAUACUUGAAUUGUCAGUUCGACACCCACCCACCCACCCCCACUGGAAAAACCUUGAAAGCAGGGCUUAAACUUGUAUACCUCCGCUUACUUUGCCCAUGAGGUUAUUACACAGUUUAGGACACUUUUUCUUAAUAUGGAUUAUGCACGUAAUGUCAGGUCAGUCCAGUGUGGGGAGAGUUACCAGCAUCUGGUUGGUCAGAGCCACCGGUGGGUGCCUCUGUUUUUAAACCAUUUGUUGUGUCGUGUGGAUAGAGUUUAUGGCCCUGGAAAAGAUUUCCUUCUUUCACUCUCCUCCAGCAGCUCAAUCUCUCCAUCAUCCCACGUUACAAGUCCCUCACACAAUGGUCCAUCACGCCUCUGACCUUCUUAAGAGUUGACGUCUUGACUUCCUUGUGAUCGAGGCCGUGAUUCUUGCCUUAUUUCUCCUCUUUUUGCUGCCAGCUCUCCCUUAAAGACGCAGGGCACCCGCCACCCCCUCAGCGUGUGCGACGUGCCUUCCUGUACUGCCUUACCUGGUCACAGCAACGAGAUUUGCCCAGCUCGUCCCACGAGGUGGGAAAAGCAAGAGGCAACCAAUGACGUCAGACAACACACAGGUUAAUUUAGGGGGAGAAGUCUAGUAUUUCCAGAGAGGAGAUGGGCAGUACUGGUUUACAGUGGCCAUGUGACCAUGUCACAAAAUGUUUUCAACCACUGGCAACGAGGCAGGUUAAGUGUCAGAACUUUGACUUAGUUUGUACUAGAACAUUUGUUAAACUUUGGAAAAACCCUAAGGCUAAAGUCUUGAAAGGAGAUACGGAGAUAGAUGAGCCUAGACAUUUAAAAAAAUAAAGCUAAGCCGUUGUACCAGCAAUUCUUAUUUCUCCUAAGAAUGUCAUGCCUUUUCAAGACCUGAUGCAAGGAGUAAGAUAUUUGUGCCUUUUUCUAAUAGUGUCUAUUAUGGGAAAAAGAAAAUCAAGUUGCUUACAGUUUAGACCGCCUUGUUGCACUAUAAGCAGCCCAGAUUCAUAGCCAUGGCUCCCCUGCAUGAUGCAUUGCUUGACUACCUGUGAUGAAAUAUUGUAAUGAUGGUUUGCCGAGCUUGUAUGAAUGUUUGAAGACUUUAUUUUUGCAGUCAUAACCUUGGGCUGGACCUAAGUCUAUAUAUAAACCAUAUGGUGUCUGUAUUGUUUGUAGAUGCUGACGAAAGAAAACUUGAUCUUUUGAUUUUUGUUGUAAGAUUUUUCUUUUUAUGUUUAGGCUGGUAGUAGAUCAUUUGCAAAUGGUGGUUGAUUUGGCAUACUUCUAAAUUGUAUUGUUUCAGCUUGGAUAUUCUAUACUAAACUUUUAUAGAGUCUAACAUGCUAAGUCACUACAAAAUUUGUUGUAUUGUAAGGCGAGUGUAAACAUUUUGUUAAUAAAGUGCUAUGUUUACAGAUAA
Messenger RNA from Dama dama (fallow deer), 7642 nucleotides. It is a transcript of the gene RAB22A, whose product is annotated as RAB22A, member RAS oncogene family. The transcript is spliced from 7 exons. Gene Ontology annotation, molecular function: GTPase activity; GTP binding. NCBI's taxonomy places the organism in Eukaryota, Metazoa, Chordata, Mammalia, Artiodactyla, Cervidae. The record is from RefSeq and is a predicted model, not a curated record. The coding region runs from base 119 to 703 and encodes 194 amino acids.